AUGUCGAAUCCGCUGCAGCAGGCUCUCCCGAACCAGCAGCAGCCCCAUCUGAACGCUGCUCCGUUCCCUGCGCAGUGUUUCGUGAAUCCGUUUAACAACCCGCUCCAGAUCAGAAGGAACGUGAUCACAGACGAUUACGACGUCACGAGUCAGGUGCUCGGGAAGGGGAUAAACGGCCGAGUGCUGGAAGCCUUCCACAGAGAGAGUGGAGCAAAGUACGCACUGAAGAUGCUGCAGGAUUGUCCCGAGGCCAGACGGGAGGUGGAGCUCCACUGGAGGGUGUCACCGUGCCACCACGUUGUGCCCAUCAUAGACGUUUAUGAGAACCUCCACCAGGGCAGGAAGUGCCUCCUCGUCAUAAUGGAGUGUAUGGACGGAGGGGAAUUAUUCAGUCACAUCCAAGACAGAGGAAAAGGAAAUCUUGCAUUUACAGAAAGAGAGGCCUCUGGCAUCAUGAAGAGUAUCGGAGAAGCCGUACGUUUCUUGCAUUCCAUCAACAUCGCCCACAGAGACGUCAAGCCAGAGAACCUGCUGUACACCUCCAAAAGGCCAGAUGCCCUCCUCAAGCUGACAGACUUUGGGUUUGCCAAAGAAAUCACCACCGUAAACUCUUUAGCGACACCUUGUUUUACCCCCUACUACGUUGCUCCGGAGGUUCUCGGUCCAGAGAAGUACGACAGAUCCUGUGACAUGUGGUCCCUGGGCGUCAUUAUGUAUAUUCUACUUUGUGGAUAUCCUCCCUUUUUCUCACAUCACGGUCUGGCGAUAUCCCCGGGAAUGAAAAGACGGAUCCGUAAUGGACAAUAUGACUUCCCCAAGCCAGAGUGGUGCGAUGUGUCUGAGGAAGCCAAGCAGCUAAUCCGCCACUUGCUGAAGACCGAGCCCACCCAGAGAAUGAGCAUCGGCGAGUUCAUGAACCAUCCCUGGAUUACCCGGUCCGUGGAGGUUCCUCGAACGCCUCUUCACACCAGCCGUGUGCUGCGGGAGGAGCAAGAAGUCUGGGAGAAGGUGAAGGAGGAAAUGACAAACGCCCUGCAGACGAUGAGAGUGGACUGCGAUCAAAUUAAAAUCAAAACCAUUGACGACUCGACUAAUCCUCUGCUCUUGAAGAGAAGAAAGAAAAGUCAAAACUCAGCCACGCAGCUUCCAGGCCAGUGA
Messenger RNA from Cyclopterus lumpus (lumpfish), 1158 nucleotides. RefSeq names its product MAP kinase-activated protein kinase 2-like. Gene Ontology annotation, cellular component: nucleus; cytoplasm. Gene Ontology annotation, molecular function: mitogen-activated protein kinase binding; calcium/calmodulin-dependent protein kinase activity; calcium-dependent protein serine/threonine kinase activity. NCBI's taxonomy places the organism in Eukaryota, Metazoa, Chordata, Actinopteri, Perciformes, Cyclopteridae. The record is from RefSeq and is a predicted model, not a curated record. The transcript has 11 exons. The coding region runs from base 1 to 1158 and encodes 385 amino acids. Gene Ontology annotation, biological process: inflammatory response; toll-like receptor signaling pathway; protein autophosphorylation.